AUGGUAACGCGAACUUUUGCCUUUUUAUGUUUUAGAGUGGAUCCGUUGAACGUUGAAUUCAACGUCCCGAAACCAUUCGCCAGAAUCGAAUGCGAAUGGACGAAAAGAGAAAAGUCGUUGACAGAACAUGAAGGACCACCGGAAAAGAUAAAUGCAAACCUAACGAGGGAGAAGCAUGGUCCGCGGGACGCAACCGAGGAAAAUCGACCGACUAGAAGAAAGACGUGUGUAGAGUGCGAUCACUGUCGCCGCAAGUUUUUGAAAAAGAGCAACCUCGCCGAGCAUCUGAAGCAGCAUAGGCACAAAUGCGCCGACUGCCCGAAGACCUUCAGCCUUCGGCGUUAUCUGGUCUCCCACGUCGAGAAGAAUCAUCGGCAGCAAAUGUACGAAUGCAGCGUGUGCAAGUACAAGAGCAACAACAAAGGUACCCUGAAGAAUCACUACAUCCGGCUGCACACGAGCAACUACGACUACGCGUGCGACACGUGCGGCAAGCAGUUCAAGAUAAAGAAGGCCCUGAAUCACCACGUGAAGCAGAAUCACAGCGAAGCCCCGCCGAUCGUGUGCGAUGUCUGCGGCCACUUCAGCAAGAACCUCCAUGCCCUCAAAGCUCACAUGAAGUACCGGCAUUACAAGCCGGAGUUUGUCUGCCGGAUAUGCCGGCGGGGUAUGACGACACAAGAGAAUUUGGAGCAACAUCUUAUGUGGCAUGAAACCAGGGAGAAGGUACUCUGUCCUACUUGCGGCAAGAGAUUCCGGGGACGCGACCUGGACUCGCAUAUGAGAGUGCACACUGGGGUGAAGCCGUUCCCUUGUCCUGUUUGCGGAAAGACUUUCCGACGGCAAACUGCUCAAGAGCAGCACGUGUUGAUCCACACCGGAAAGAGACCUUACAUUUGCGAUAUUUGCGGUCAAGCGUUCGCCCAAAAGCCCGGCCUGAUCUGCCACAGAAAGAGACAUCCUGGCCCGCUGCCCCCGCUGCCUGUAGUCUCCAUCAAAAACAUCGUCACGGAAUUCACGAAAGAAUACGCGACGAAAAACGCAGUCAUCAAAAUUGAAUAA
Molecule: messenger RNA, 1062 nt
Organism: Vollenhovia emeryi
Lineage: Eukaryota; Metazoa; Arthropoda; Insecta; Hymenoptera; Formicidae
Product: zinc finger protein 525-like
Exons: 1
Coding region: 1-1062 (353 amino acids)
Source: RefSeq, a predicted model, not a curated record